UACUUGAAUCAAAUAGAAGAGCAGAAAUGCCACCACCCUCAAGUGCCCCACUGUAUCCACCUCCUGAUGGAGGAUGGGGCUGGGUAGUGGUUGGAGCAUCUUUUAUCUCAAUUGGAUUUUCAUACGCAUUCCCCAAAGCCGUCACAGUAUUCUUCAAAGAAAUUCAGCAAAUAUUCACCACUACCUACAGUGAAAUAGCAUGGAUAUCGUCCAUUAUGCUGGCUGUGAUGUACGCAGGAGGUCCCAUAAGUAGUGUUUUGGUGAAUAAGUAUGGCAGUCGGCCAGUGGUGAUAGCGGGAGGCUUGCUGUGCUGCCUGGGCAUGGUCGCAGCCUCUUUCAGCACCACCGUCGUAGAGCUCUACCUCACUGUGGGGUUCGUUGGAGGAGAGCAACAAAAGAAUAUUUGUUUUCUUUGUGAAAGUCUCAUUUAUGUUAACUUAAAGAAGUACAUACUUAGUGGAAGAAUUUAUCAUUUAUGGCUUUUUUAUUAUGCUAUCUUAAAAGAUGCUUUCUGUCUCUUAGGUAAAUUGGUGGAUGAAACUGGAGAAUACAAAUACAUGUAUAUGGCCUGUGGAGCUAUUGUGGUCCUGGCAAGUAUAUGGCUGCUCAUUGGCAAUGCUAUAAACUAUAGAUUGCUUGCAAAGGAAAAGAAGUUGGAAGAAGAAAAGAAGAAAAUACAUAAACUUGAAUCCGGAGAAUCUGAACCCUUGAGCAAGCCUAACCAGUAUGAUGCUACAGUCCAAAGAACAGGGAGUCUUCCCUCGGAAAGAGAAACUAAUAUAUAGCAAGAACCACGCCUCUGAUUUCAGUGUUUAUGAUUUUCUUAAGAGCAUUUUUUUCCAAAAUAUUAGAAAGGUUUUUAGUUGAAAUAAGGCAUCAUAAUUAAGGAUGGAGAUGAGAUUUUCCUCAAUGGCGAGUUUUAAAUGUUUGAUUUUUAAAAUUAAUUCGGGCAGUGAAAUUUUGAGAUUAUGCACAUAAAGAAUCAAUGCAACAGGUUUAUUUCUGUACAUGACUCUGGUUGUGGUGGUUAAAAUAACUUUAAAGCCUUCCAGUCUUGGUUAUAGAGAGCUGCAUUCCAAAUUCCUGGUUUAGGUAGUUAGAAGGACUAUAUUUAAUCCUCUAAGAAUGCCCUCUCCACAUUUCAUUUUUUAUUUGAUAUUAAAAUGUGAAAUGGAAUUAAAGGGAAAUGAAGUGUACACGUACCUGUAUGCACACGGAGUAUCUGGAGAACAAAACACAUAUAAGUUAAAAAAAAAAUAUUAUCACCGUACUACUUUUAUUUUUUAACUUAAAAAAAAAAAUCCAUGGAGAAAAAAAGAAAUGUAUUACAUCUGCAUACUACUUUACAGUGUGGAUUUUAAAGAUAAGGACAUGGAUGAAAAUGAGAUGAUCUUAAUUCGAAAAUGCAACUACUGUUGGGAAAAAAAAAAGCUUUUGCAUGUUUAUAAUAAAAUUGAAGAAAAGAAGAUACUCCAUUUUACACCAUUGUUUCUGAGCACUGUUAGAUUUGAUUAAUCCUGGCACAUGAUUUCUUUGAGGGGGCCAGUAGUACCCGGUGCUAGAGAAUAGAACCCUCCAAUAAUUUUCAGAAUAUUUACCUUAUAUGUAAACUAAAGCCUAAAUAACUCCAAGAAAUGAGCUCUGUCCCUUAAAAAGGAUUUUUGUUAGUAAUCCAGCAAGUAAUAACCAUGGAUUUCUCUUAACUCCUCAGACUCACAUUGACAAUGAGACAUCAAAGUGGAAUCAGCCAGAAUCCUGGUGGACAGGCUUACAGAUAGGCUGAAUUCUACUUUAUCCCAACACACAGUGGUGAUCAGGAGGUCACUAUUAUGAGUAAUCCAUUUGAGUAAAGCUAAGAGUGGGAGGUGCUUUUAAUGAGCCCUCUGAACUCUCUCGUUUUCCUCCCUUCACCAAAAUGCAAAAGUAAAAAUAUAACCCACAAAAAAACAAACAAACCAGAAACCAUAAAUAGGCUUUUUACUCAAACACUGAAAAAUUGCCUCAUAUUAUAGGAAUGGCAGCACUUAAAAAUUCUGCCCUCUACUGACUGGACUUCCUGCUGCCUGUGAACAUAAACUAAACUAGGAGAUUGUUGGAAAAGGCUUCUAGAACUGGAGGCUGUGUGUGACUUGGUAGACACUUGUGAAGUGUAGAUAUGGUGCAUAACAAGAUAGCAGGAAGCUUUUAAAACCGUAACCCAGGUUAAUGUAGCAGUUUCUCAUUUUCCUAAUUAUGUGAAAACAUUUGGGAAUCUGAAUCACUUGAAUCCAGAGGCAUAUGAUAGUUGCGUGCAUUCAGAACAAUAAAUACCAUUUGAGUGAUAAAGUGCUUUUAAACAAGAAAGACAUUGUGCAUCAUGGCUAACAUUAUAAAUAUUUACAUCUGCAAAUCUGAAGUUUAAGAUCAUGGUUAAUAAAAACCAUUUAGUGCUUGAUUAUUGAAGUGAUGUCACUCUUAAGAUGUCAAAAGAAACUUGCCGUUCAUAUUUUUUUUUUAUUGUUAUUGCAGUAGAGACAGGUGCUAUUCUUGUUUCCUAUAGGAUUAUACCUGGAUACCAAGCUUUUCUGAUAGUUAACGUUAAGGAUUUUAUUUGUAAAAUUUAUGCACUGUUUAAGCAUGUGGGUCAUAUUUAGGAAGCUAUAUACAAUUCCAUAUUUCAUUUAACAUUCACUUUUUGCAUGUGAAUAGGUAUUUGUAUUUCUCGAAUAUUAAGUAAAUCAAUAUGUGCCAAUAUUAUAGGUCAAUUAAUCAGGGAAACGUGGUAGCAUAUGAUUGUUUUUGAUUUAAUUUCUCCCAAUCUUGAUUCUGGAAUGAGCUAUUUUCAUAUUGUUCGUGCUUUUGUAUUCAACUCUGACUCAUCAUAAGAAAUGCAACAUUAUAAAUUGUGUAGGAGCUUUUCAAUAUUAAACAUUUUCAAAAACUA
Hipposideros armiger (great roundleaf bat) is the source of this 2923-nucleotide messenger RNA. It is a transcript of the gene SLC16A7, whose product is annotated as solute carrier family 16 member 7. The transcript has 4 exons. Gene Ontology annotation, biological process: plasma membrane lactate transport. The record is from RefSeq and is a predicted model, not a curated record. Gene Ontology annotation, molecular function: lactate transmembrane transporter activity. Gene Ontology annotation, cellular component: basolateral plasma membrane. Lineage: Eukaryota; Metazoa; Chordata; Mammalia; Chiroptera; Hipposideridae. The coding region runs from base 27 to 785 and encodes 252 amino acids.